AUGAGGCCUAAGAAAAAGGCCAAAUCUGAUGGGCCAAUACGAGUUGGGCCUUCUGUUGCACCUACUGGGGUAGCGCCAUGUGGGCACUAUAGUAGACGCCAUCCGGGUGAUUGUUGUAGAACUAUUGGGGCGUGCUUGAGAUGUGGGUCGACUGAGCACCGUGUUCGGGAUUACCCGUUGAGAACUGAUCAGGUGCAAGCUCUAGGUUCUGGUAUUGUACAACCGCUGAAAGUAGUUCAACAGCCAUCUAGGGGCCGAGGUCAGGCCAGGGGUGUUAAUGCAUUGAUAGACAUAGGCUCUACCCAUUCAUAUGCAGCUAGUACUGUGUCUGAAACCUUGGGGAUUCCAAUCAAGGGUACUGAUAGUGAGGUAACUAUGUUAAGUCCUUUGGGGCAAUCUAUUCAGGUGAGUAAGCUGUAUAAAGAUGUUCCGCUAGAGGUCCAAAGGACAGUAUUUCUGGCUGAUCUAAUGGAGCUUCUGUUUGGGGAGUUUAAUCUGAUUUUGAGAAUGGACUGGCUGGUUAAACAUCAGAUAAGUCUAGAUUGUACAACAAAAAGGGUUAUCUUGAGGACCGAGGAGGACAGUGAGGUAGUGGUAAUUGGGGAUCGACGAGACUACCUGACUAAUGUGAUCUCAGCUUUGGUAGCAAAAAAGUUGGUUCGGAGAGGAUAUGUGUUUCCUGAGGAGCUACCGGGGUUACCUCUGAGCCUGGGGGUAGAUUUUAGGAUUGAGUUAUUUCCUGGCACAUCUCAGGUGUCUAUCGCCCCUUACCAAAUGGCAUCGAAAGAGCUGACUGAACUUAAGGCUCAGAUUCAAGAGUUGUUGGAUCGUGGGUUCAUUCGUUCUAGUGUGUCUUCAUGGGGAGCACCUGUUCUUUUCGUGAAAAGAAAGAUGGGACAAUGA
Messenger RNA from Gossypium arboreum, 903 nucleotides. RefSeq lists its product as uncharacterized. The record is from RefSeq and is a predicted model, not a curated record. NCBI's taxonomy places the organism in Eukaryota, Viridiplantae, Streptophyta, Magnoliopsida, Malvales, Malvaceae. Bases 1 to 903 code for a protein of 300 amino acids. The transcript is spliced from 3 exons.